AUGCCACGGAAAGAAAGUCCAGUUAAUACAAAUACUCCACAUGCACAAAGGAUGAAGCUUGCUGCAGAUGGAGAUCCAAAUCAAGUUGGUCGUCGCAUUGUGCUUCCAGCGACCUAUACUGGUGGUCCUCGAUACCUUCAUGAAAAAAGGUCAGAUGCGAUGGCCUUUGUGAGACACUACGGAAGAGCAGAUUACUUUAUCACUAUGACAUGUAAUCCACGUUGGCCCGAAAUUGUUGACAAUUUGGCUCCCGGACAAGAGAGUCAUGAUCGACCAGAUAUUGUUGCGAGAGUCUUCAGAUUAAAAGUGAAAAAGUUUAUGGAACAUAUGAAGAAGGGAAAAUUUGGUACUUUACAAGCAUGGCUGUACACCAUUGCUUACCAGAAGAGAGGUUUACCCCAUGCGCACUUUCUUUUCUGGAUAGCUCCAGAGCACAAAAUCAAAGCCGAAGAAUAUGAUUUGGCAAUUUCUGCAGAAAUCCCUAAAAAAGAGCAAGAUAAAGAACUACAUGAUCUGGUCAUGAAACACAUGAUCCAUGGCCCAUGUGGUCCCCUAAAUGAAGGUUCCCCAUGUAUGGUCGACAGAAAAUGUUCCAAACAAUUUCCCAAAGAUUUCCUACAAGCUACUGAACAAGGGAAUGACUCCUAUCCAAAAUAUAGAAGGAGAAAGCCAGAAGAUGGAGGUCACAUUGGCAAGAUCAAAAUGAGACAAUAUGGACGUCAAGUUGAGCAAGAAAUCACCAAUCAAUGGGUAGUGCCUUACAAUACAUAUUUGUUGCGACAAUUCAACUGUCAUAUCAAUGUUGAAAUCUGCUCAUCAAUUCAUUCAAUCAAGUAUUGCAUCAAAUACAUAUCAAAGGGGUCAGAUCAAGCUGUUUUUGAGUUACAAAAUGCUGCACAAGUCAAUAGUCAAGAACCACAGGUGAUUGAUGAAAUCAGCCAAUACCAAAACAUGAGAUAUGUGUCAUCAUCAGAAGCAGCAUGGCGGAUUCUUGAGCAUCCUACACAUGUGCAUUUCCCACCAGUUGUUGGUUUGGCAAUUCAUCUUGAGAAUGGACAAAGAGUGCUCUUUCGUGAAGAAAAUGCAUUAGAGAGAGCUGUUGGCCCUCCACCUCCUACAACUUUGACACGUUUUUUCCAGCUCUGCCAAGAUGAUGACUUUGCAAAGACAUUGAAGUAUGCUGAACUCCCACAAUAUUACAUUUGGAUUAAAAGUACAAAGAAAUGGAAUCGUCGCAAGAGAGGUACUUUGAUUGAUGGAGUUAAUGAGAAUGGCCCGGUUUGGAAGGCUCCGGCCAUUGGCAGGAUGUACACAAUCAGCCCAAGAGUUGGAGAGUGUUAUUUUUUGAGACUUCUGAACGAAGUGAGAGGACCAACUUCAUUCCAAGAUCUAAAAAUAGUUGAUGGCAUUCUAUGCACAACAUUCAGAGAAGCUUGCCUUGCCAGGGGGCUUUUGGAGAAUGAUGACCAUUUACGACUUGCCAUGCAAGAAGCAAGAAUUUCUCAGUCACCUGCAAACAUGAGAUGCCUCUUUGCCAUAAUUUUGAUAACAUGUUCGCCAAGUAAUCCAGCAGAGCUUUGGGAGAUAUUCAAAGAAACAUUGUCAGAAGAUUAUUUAAUGCAACAUCGCAGGUCUAUGAAUGAUCCAGAUGCUCCAGUCUCAGAUUUAAUUGUCAAUCAAGUUUUGUGUCAUUUGGAAUACAAAGUUCUCAUGAUGGGAGGACAUGUUUUGACAACAUAUGGCUUACCAAGAGCACCCCAUGUUGAUAAUGAGCAGCUUUGUCGUGAAUACAGACGUGAGACCAACUACAAUCAGGAGGAGUUGGCAGUUCAGGUUGAUGAACAAUAUCAAAAAUUGACAGAGGAUCAAAGGAGUGCUUAUACAGCAUUUUUGGAGAUGGUGAAUGGUGAAAGAGAAGAUCAUAAAAACAUUAUGUUUCUUGAUGCACCUGGAGGAACAGUUACUCGAAACUCUAACAUGGCCAAAGUAAUACGGGAAACAAAAGCAAUAAUUGUUGAUGAAGCCCCCAUGGCUCAUAAGACUGUUUUUGAAGCUAUUGAUGGAACUUUACAAGACAUCACAGGUGUCAAGAAGACAAUGGGUGGUAUUCAAACUCUACUAUCAGGGGACUUCCGUCAAAUUUUGCCUGUUGUGAAAAUGGAACAAGAGCAAACAUUGUUGAUGCAAGUUUAA
Molecule: messenger RNA, 2193 nt
Organism: Homarus americanus (American lobster)
Lineage: Eukaryota; Metazoa; Arthropoda; Malacostraca; Decapoda; Nephropidae
Exons: 2
Coding region: 1-2193 (730 amino acids)
Biological process (GO): telomere maintenance; DNA repair
Molecular function (GO): DNA helicase activity
Source: RefSeq, a predicted model, not a curated record